Molecule: messenger RNA, 1143 nt
Organism: Spodoptera frugiperda (fall armyworm)
Lineage: Eukaryota; Metazoa; Arthropoda; Insecta; Lepidoptera; Noctuidae
Gene: Aptx
Product: aprataxin
Exons: 2
Coding region: 99-692 (197 amino acids)
Biological process (GO): single strand break repair; double-strand break repair
Cellular component (GO): nucleus
Molecular function (GO): single-stranded DNA binding; double-stranded RNA binding; single-strand break-containing DNA binding
Source: RefSeq, a predicted model, not a curated record
AAUGUCAUAAUAACGUUUGUUUUUAAGUGAUCAGCAAAGCUGGCUUGUUUAUAGUUUAUUUUAAAUAUAUCUCUAAUUCAGGGUAAACUUAAAUAAGAAUGAGCAAAAGAAGUGGUGCUGUUAUGGCUGCAAAUCUUAAUUCAAAGAAACCAAAGCUCUGGUCGCUGGGUUUACUAGAAACUAUGAAAGAUCCCGAAAGUAUUGUGAAAAAAUCAAAACAAGUUGUUGUUAUCAAAGAUAAAUAUCCCAAAGCCAAAAUUCACUACUUAGUGCUGCCUGAAGCUGAUAUUAAUAGUAUUUAUGCGUUAAAUAAGAGUCAUGUAGAACUUUUGGAAGAAUUUGGAGAAAUAUUUGAAGAGAUCGAGAAAGAAGAAAAACUGCCUUUAAAAGCCGGUUUCCACGCUGUUCCCAGCAUGCAAAGGCUACAUAUGCAUAUCAUAAGCACAGAUAUGGUGUCACCUUGUUUAAAAACAAAGUUGCAUUGGAAUAGCUUUACUACUGAAUUUUUUAGACCUUAUGCAGAUGUUUUAGAAGAAUUAAAAGAGAAAGGUUGUAUUACAAAAAUGGCACCAGAACUAGUACAAAGUUGUAAAUCAAGGGAACUUCAGUGCAAUCAAUGUUCUUACAAACCAAAAACUAUGCCACAACUGAAAGAACAUUUACUAACACAUCUAAAAAAGGAAGAGAAUUGAUCAGAAUAUUAAACUACUUAUUUACUAAAUUAUUUUGUAAAAUAAGCAUUACAUGCUACAGAUAAAUCUCAUGUACUUUUGUAUUAAAAAAUAACUAUUUAAUCCAUCAAUAACAUUUACAGGAUAUAUUUUUUUGUCAUGUACAACUUGUCAAUUUAGAUACACCUAUCUACAUGUAUAAAUUAAAGUUCAAGCCACCACAUUACUUUAAAAUGGUGUUCAUACCAAUUUGGUUCAUGGACAUCAUAAUUACACAAAAUAAAAUUGUAUACAAAAAGUCAAGAUAUUGCUACAAAUCAUAGUAUCUUCUCAAGUAAUUACAAAUUACAUACAUAAUUACAUUUCAUAAUACAUGUAAGUGCAAAAUGUUGAAUUAUAAUAAUUUGUUGAAAACAUCUUGAUUCUAUUAAGUUUUAAUUCAUUAUGAUUUAUUAAAAUUCCUAAGAAAAGA